Colletotrichum aenigma is the source of this 1236-nucleotide messenger RNA. Its product is annotated as Transmembrane protein 184-like protein. Gene Ontology annotation, molecular function: transporter activity. The transcript is spliced from 6 exons. The record is from RefSeq and is a predicted model, not a curated record. The coding region runs from base 1 to 1236 and encodes 411 amino acids. Gene Ontology annotation, biological process: transport. Lineage: Eukaryota; Fungi; Ascomycota; Sordariomycetes; Glomerellales; Glomerellaceae.
AUGGCGAAGUGCACAGAACACCCGCUUAACGUGCCCAUCGUCGAGCAGAAGCUCACGAGCGGCAUCCGCGUCCACGGCCUCCUCCUCUCCCUCUCAACUUCCGCAACCAUUGUAGCAUGCUGCCUCACAGCCUGGCAUGUCUUCCAACACGCCAGACACUACACGAAACGAAGCGAACAGAAACAAAUCAUCCGCAUCCUGUUGAUGGUCCCAAUCUACACCAUCGCCUGCAUCCUCAGCAUCGAGUUCUACAAGCAGCACGUCUACCUCGCCAGCAUCUACGAAUUCUACGAGUCUCUUGUCAUCGCGGCCUUCUUCCUGCUGCUGUGCCAGCUCCUACACCCGGAUCCCACCACGCUCCGAAGGGCGUUCUCCCUGGUCGAGCCGAAGCCGUGGAUCCAUCCGAUAUGUUUCCUGGUGACCAUCUGGUUCUGCGUCUUCCAAUUCUGUAUAGUCAAGUUCCUCGGCGCUCUUGUCAAGUGCAUGACUGAGGCCGCGGACGUGUACUGUGAGGAGUCGAGCAGUGCCAGUCAUGCUAAAAUUUGGGUUAUGGUCAUUGAAAUUUUGUCACUGGUGACUGCCAUGAUGUGUGUCCUGCAAUUCUACCAGCAGACCAAAAAGGAGCUUGAGACCCACCAACCUCUGUUGAAAUUCCUCGCCAUCAACUUCCUAAUGCAAGAAGACGGCCCAAUCAAACCCACCCCGACAAUAUCCUAUCCCUCAUGGGCCGUCGGGAUCCCCAACACAAUCCUCUGUUUCGUAAUGGCAGCCGUCUCCAUCCUGCACAUCUUCGCAUACCCCUACGAACCAUACCGUGCUCGAAUCGACACGAAAGACGACUCCCGCAGCAACGACAGCGCGGUACGCGAAAACGACCAGCACCCCCUCCACCAAGUCCUGGUGACGCGCAGCCACGACGGCUGGUCCCGCCAGCACGAUGAGUCCGUAUGGGACGGGACGCAGAGUUCACCAGACACACGCGCCCCCGCUGCCGGAUUCAAGAGGAAGGCGCUGGUGGACGCGCUCAACUUUGUCGAAGUGGUGUUUGCCGUGGUGACUGCGUCGCGGUGGCUGGUGGCGGAGCGACGGAAGGAUGCGGCGCGGGCUGCGGCGGCGUUGGAGGACGGGCGUGACUACCCGUACGGCGCUGGGGAUGUCAGGAGACAGAAGACGGGAGAUCUCUCGCAGGCGUUGGAUAGAGCUCAGGCGCAAACGUCCUCUACGCGGUUGGGAUGA